CACCAGUGGAGGCACCAGUUUGGUGCUUGAACUUUACACCGCGUUGUGUUAUUCUUGUUGUGGAGGAAUAUGAAUAAUGACGCAUUAAAUUACCCCUACGUACGCAUCUUCUUUCAUACGAGUCGACUCACUAUAUUAUGAGUAAAGAACUGUCCAUGUCGGCGUGUUGACUUUUUUGGUACUCUGACAUCCGGCCAAUUCAGAUCUAGGCAUUACUACACUAGUGUUGCACAGACUUCCACUUUGCGCUUGAGCAGUCAUCUCGUUUGUGUUUCACAUUUCAUACAAUUGCGAUCACUACCUACGACGAUUUUUCGUUUUUUCCAAUUGCGUUCGCCCAAGCCCUUCCUCCUCCAACACUCAUUCCCCCAGCGAGCCAUGGCCUCGACGCAGCAGGCCCGGCGUCUUGUCGCGGGCGACGGCCCGCAGAUUGCUUCUUCCAAGCUUUUCCCAAACCCAAAGGAGUUCCAAUGCGACCAGAACGCGGACUACUUGAAGAAGAGGUUGCAGGUGUGGGAAAAGGUGAAGGCCAAACACGAAAAGGCUGUUGCCGCUAUUCCGAAAAAGCAAAUCACCAUCACCCUGCCGGACGGGAAGCAGGUGCAGGGAACGAGCUUCGAAACCACUCCUUUAAUGAUUGCAGAGGGGAUUUCCAAGAAACUAGCCGGGGACAUUGUGGUGGCGAAGGUAGUAGAAUUGGAUAGUUCGUGCAGCUCUUGUAUGGUCUGUGCAUGACAAUGACCAAGCACAACUCUGUUGCGUACUAUUGCGCAUGAGAAGGAUGGUUCGUAGUUGUCAACAAACCUAUAUUAUAAGGUCUACUACACCGAGCCCAUCGCCUCUUUAACGCAAUGCGUCGCCGCGGAUGAAGAGCCGGACUCCGAUGCUGACGGAUCUGAUGACGAAGACGCGAAGGAGGACAAAUUUGUUCUGUGGGACAUCAGCCGGCCACUGGAGGGGAAUUGUACGCCGGUGGUUCUUUUUGUGUAGUGGAUGACUUCUGCAGCUCUUUGCCAUUGGUAGCUUGAGGCGCGACCGCCCGUUGCUGUUCAUCAUGCUUCUGGAGCAUGACAAUUUGAAUUUCAACAAUUUGCAGGUGCGGAAUGUUCUUUGCCAGCAUCACUAAAUUUUGUUCUAUAGGUACUCUCCACCUUUUGAAAUUUGAGGACAAGCUUGCCUCCAACGUGUUUUGGCAUAGUUCCGCUCACGUCUUGGGAGAAGCCAUUGAGGUCGAAUUUGGGGCGCACUUGACCAUCGGGCCACCCUUGGAGCGUGGGUUUUACUACGACGGCUUUUUCGGCGAGAAGAAAAUCUCCACGACGGAAGACUUGCCGAAAUUAGAGAAGCGCUGCCAGGAAAUCGUGAAGGAGAGCCAGCCGUUUGAGCGGGUCGCCUUAAGCAAGGAGGACGCUCUGGAAAUGUUCGCGGACAACCCGUUCAAGGUGCAGUUGAUCACGAACAAAGUCCCGGAUGGAUCCAUGACCAGCUGCUACCGCUGCGGGCCGCUAGUCGAUUUGUGCCGCGGGCCGCACUUGCCGUCCACGGGUAGAUGCAAGUCCUUCUGGAUCCACAAAAACAGCGCGAGCUACUGGUACUGAUAAUCUUCUAUUUUGCAUGCGACUGACGCUGAUUUUCUACUGUUCCUGGUAAAAAUAGUGAUUCCAUGAUACAAUGCCUUGUGAUUGUGUACGUGUACGACCUGCACUUUCAACACUUGGCGUGAAAGAUAAAACCAGAAGCACGAUUCACCACUUCCACCUAGGUUGGGGAAAGACAAGAACGACUCCCUCCAGCGCAUUUACGGUGUUUCUUUCCCCUCCGACAAGGAGUUGAAGCAGCACAAACUGAUGCUGGAAGAAGCCGCCAAGCGCGACCACCGAGAAAUCGGGCGGAAUAUGAACUGCAAAAGUAUCGUACUAGUAUAAUUUGCAUCACAAAUCUUGGCAAGAAGAAGAGUGGAAUUUGUAAUGCUGUGUUACCUUAGAAAGGAGAUUUGUAAUGCAUAUUUGCAAUUAGUACAAGUGCGAUAGGUUUACACAGGAUACGGAAGCAGGAGCUCUGGUUUUUCUCCGACUAUUCCGCCGGGUCCUGCUUCUGGAUGCCGCACGGCGCCCGGAUCUACAACAAGUUGGUGAGCUUCAUGCAGCGGGAGUACGCCAUUCGCGGGUUUCAGGAGGUGAUCACACCAAACUUGGUGCACGAGAGUCUCUUCAAGGCUUCGGGGCACUACUACAAGUACAAAGACGACAUGUACAGUAUGAACAUCGAGGGGGAAAGGUGGUUUUUGAAACCGAUGAACUGCCUAUGAGAGUGCACAACCCUCCCUCCCCCUCAUGUGUAUGGCAUGAACAGCAAUACAAGCAACAGCAGAAAAUGGGCUUUCGCAUGACAAAUCUGCAUGCGGAUUGUAGUACUAUGUAUAGUUUGUCAUGCUAACAGCGCGUACGAGCAAGGUGCGAGUUUGGUACUUUGCAUUACAAAUGAGGGGGAGGGGGAGAUGUGCACUGUAAUACUGCCCCGGCGACUGCGUCAUCUUCGGGCAUCGCGUGCGGAGCUAUCGGGAACUACCCUUGCGGAUGGUUUCCUUUGGCGUGCUGCACAGAAACGAAAACAGUGGGGCGUUGAGUGGUAGAUCUAAAAUGUGCUGGCUUGAGUAUUUUCUCUCUGUCAACAUGAUAAACAGAAAACAUCAUUUGGAAUAGUUGCAUAGCAUGUCGUAUAGAAGUCGCGUGAUCAUGUUUUGAUGCUUCAGCCGAAACUAAAUAGCGAGAUCCCUGUAUAUACGUUUUAGGUCUGACCCGCGUCCGUCGCUUUCAGCAGGAUGACGGGCAUAUCUUCUGCCGGAUGGACCAGGUGAAGAGCGAAAUCAAGUACGCGCUCGCUUUCGUGCGGUUUGUGUACCAGACGAUUGGCUUGGAAUACACGAUGGUGCUCUCUACCCGGCCGAAAAAAGCCAUUGGCUCUGAGGAGGUGUGGACGUAUGCGGAGAAGGAGCUUGCCGAGGCUCUGAACGAGAACGGUGAGCCCUUGGGCUUGAACAAGGGCGACGGGGCGUUUUACGGACCGAAGAUCGACUUCAAAGUAGAAAAUGAGAAACCGUGAGUUACAAAUUUUCUUACCGUGAAUGUUGGUAGAUGAAGUACAACACGAUCUAAUUUAGGCCAGUUUCAAGCUUCAAAGCCGACAAUUCCAUAGCAAAGCUACUCAAAAAACAAAAAGUUUAAAACCGCACCAAACAACUUCUUUUCGUCAUCUUCAGGCAAAAGACGCCCUGGGUCGGCAGCACCAAUGCGCGACGAUGCAACUGGACUUCCUGUUUCCGAUGCGAUUCAACCUCCAGUUCCGCACACAGGCGGACGAGCAGAAGGAAGCUGGCGAGCAGGCGGCUUUGGGUAACAAGGAAGGAGACAAGACAACUGCAGUUCCUCCGAAAGGCAAAAACGCCGCUUCUGGUGCCGCUGUUGCCAUAAAUGGGAACGCGGCCGCGCUGGCCUCCGCGGACGGGGACUCGGCGGGAACCAAAUCCGCUGUCGACAAGGAGAAGGAAAAAGAGGCGAAAUUGGAUAUAACCCGCUCAGGUGUUACAAUCUCAAACGUUGCAAUAGAGUAUUGAAAUCUGUGAUGCAAGAUUGCAUGAUCUAGCCAAGUCUCAUAGGCUUGCGCAUGACAAGUUCCAGAGCCCCAAGCCCCACUAUAAUCUCGCGAGAUUUGUAUUGCAAAAGGUGGAAAGCUGUGCGAGUCUGUCAUGCUCAUCAUGCAGCACAAAUUCCACAUUCUAUUGUAACGUUUGAGAUUGUAACGGUUGAGCAAGUCAUAUUGGAAGCGUACGGGUUGGAGGGCGUCUUGAAACCGGGGCACGAGCGACCCGUGGUGAUUCACCGGGCGAUAUGGAUUGCAAAAGUGCCUGGGUCUGGAAGAUUGCAACUUGUCAUGCUAAAUCCGAAUCAUGCAGAAAUCUGUGUUGCAUGACCGCCAAAAGCUGCCCACUUUCGACCAUCUUUGGAAGAAGUUUCUCAUGCAGGAUAGGCAUGGCAGAGACCUCACAGACUCUGUCAUGCUAGGUCCCGCAUUCCAGACCUCAUGGGUCAUGAAAAACCUGCAUGACAAGUUUACACUUACUUUUCCAGACCCAGACACUUUUGCAUUUGAUAGGCGAUUAUGGGAUCGGUGGAGAGGUUCACAGGUAGGAAAUAGCAAGGAUUCGAAUUCGUACUAGUCCUAGUCGUGCUGCUUUACGGCCUACAUUUAUUUUGCAUCAUAAGAUGAAAUAGAAUGAAGAUGAGCAUAAUCUUCCGACGAGUUGUACCGCAAUUUAUAGAUGAUGCAUGUUCAUCAGCGCGUUCUUUAUUUCUAUCGCACACAAACACAAACACAAACUCAUAUAACUCAUAAGUACGUACCAAACAUACAGGCAUCCUGUGCGAGCACUACGGUGGUAAGUGGCCAUUUUUCCUCAGCCCGCGGCAGAUCUAUCCUGAGUAAAAACGUACCCACCCCAGAGUUGUCAUGCAGAUUUGCCAUGACAGGAACAUUUGUGAUGCGCAACCCCAUGACAGGCAUUUUCAAUCGUGUUUGGGAACUUGUAAUGCUGUAAACAGGAUCAGGAGGUCGAUUUGUGAUGCGGCUUUCCUUGCUAACUUGCACUACCUUACGGACUGAGACUUGUCAUGCGUGACUCCUAAAGCUCCUAGGUUUGUGUUGCAAAAUCCUCAUCCUGACUCUGGUGUGGGUGCGUUUUUACUCAGGAUAAGAUCAUGAUCGUCCCCACCCACGCCGGCCUGAACAAGUACUGCGAGUACGUUAUGCAUUGCAAAAGUAUCGUACUUCCAGUAGGUGUAGGAACACUCGCAUUACAAAUUUCCCCAAGAACAAAAAUGGAACUUGUCAUGCUAGAUCAGCUACAAGAUUCGAUUUGUCAUGCAGGACUGCAAUUGCCAAGAAUCCGAUGUUUUUGCGAUGUAUAUUCAUCGCGGAGCAGUACCGCAACUUUGGUCUUUUCGCCGACGUCGACACCAGCAGUAAGACCAUGAACAAGAAGGUCCGGGAGGCCCAGCUGGCCCAGUACAACUACGUUGCGAUCUGCGGGGAGAAGGAGCAGGAAAACUUGUCAGUUAAUUUGCGGGACCGGGACACGGGGAAACCGGUCGGGGAGUUCGGCUUGAAUGAUUCGGUGGACAUGUUUGUCGCGAAAUCCAACCCGAACAGCAAACCAGCGAACCAGUUUGACGCGUUUGAGGGACGCGUGCCGAAGCCGGCUAGUGCGGGAAGUAGUAGUUCUACUUCAUCAUCUGGAACAGGAACAUCAACUGGAACUGCGACGAACUUCUCUGUGCAGAAGACGGACAACGACAAGAAGACAUCUGCUGCCACUGCGGAGACCGCUGGCGCAACAUCCACGACGAGCAACAAGAAGGAAAAUCAAUCCAGUAUCAGAGGCAAAAAUCCCCCCUCCCCAUAUCGAACAGGUAUGCUUCCGAAAAUUUGUGUUGCUGAUUUGAGGUCACGAAUCUCGUUUGUCUUGCAAGAAGACAAGGGCAGAAGCUUCCGCCUCAUUAUGGAAUUGAUUUGUCAUGCUGUUGGGCCUAAAGGCAAAGGGGAGGCGUUUGCCAUGCUGAACAACUAGAGGACCCAUACGCCCCUACCUAGCCUGGGGAUCUGGCCGCAGGAGUGCCUCUGUGCAAUACAAACCGGAUUUGCGUACACAAAUCCAGCAUCAGAAAUUCCGUUUUGAUAUGGGGAGGGGGGAUUUUUCCUUUCGAUAUCCAGCAAGAAAAACUGGGAGGCGCACUUCGCGGAGUUCCCGUACGCUGAGGGGUUUGAACUGUCUGAGACCGAUAAGAUAUGCAUUGCAAACAUGUCUGAUGAAUCUGGAAGGAUGCAAGGGUUGUCAUGCUUGUCUAGCAUGACUGAAGAGUUUGUGCUGCGUGUCCAAGAAGAGACCCUUUUGUUUGUCAUGCAAAACGCAGUUUGUCACGCGGAAAGCGCAACACUAAGAAGCGCAAAUAUUUCUCAUGCUUCGCUGUGCAAUACAAAGAGUUCACUAUUCACAAUUCAGCAUUACAAGUUUCCUUUUCCAGACCCAGACAUAUUUGCAUUUGAUAUAAGAAACUCUUCGACGACUGCAACAAAUCCGGGAUGCCGAGCUCCGAGAAUUUUCAGCGGUGGUUCGAGCAUGUGGGGAGCUUGGUGCGGGCGGGACGCUGCUGAAACGGAAAUGGCAAUAUGCUGUCUUCUUGGUACAACAACGUCAACAGCUUCGGGUCCUUUGCCUUUCAGAUACGGCAAGGAAAAUUUUUACAGCAACUGAAAAACUAUGUUAAAAACGAGGGCGCCAUGUGGUUGAUAGAUGAAAUGACAGAUACGGUUACGGAGAACAACCUUACCUAAUCAUGCAACUUCUGAGGGAGGUGUUGUAGUUGUAGAGCCCCCUUAAAGAAACAGAUAGAAUGAAAUGGUUUUUGACAUUCGAUGAAAAUGAAAAUUUGUAUUCGACCAUCUCGUUCUUGAGAGGUUUCCGAUGAAUGUAAAAGGUAGACUUUCGGUCUUUUUGGUGAAUGAUAUUGAUUUUGCUUUGCGGGUUGCUGACGUGACAGACGCAGCGAAGAUCCGAGAAGAAUAUACUUAGCUUAGUAGAAGUGGCGGAUAACUGUAAAUACGCAAAAUUUCGAAUAGAGCAACGAGCUCCGCAUCACAUGAUAGAGUGGUUUUGUAUAAAGUUGAUGUCGGACGAAAGUAGUUAGGAAAAAAAAGAAUUGAAUAAAUUUGGUUGACCACACGAGGAUUUUCCACGAAAUGGUUUCGAACGAUGAUCAUGAUAUCAAUGGGAAGAAUUAAGUCUCGAGCAAGACAGGCAAUUGAAGAGAAACAUUUAUAGCUGUCCCGAGAAACAGAAACAUGACGAAGCUG
Molecule: messenger RNA, 6906 nt
Organism: Amoebophrya sp. A120
Lineage: Eukaryota; Dinophyceae; Syndiniales; Amoebophryaceae
Source: the annotation of a GenBank genome assembly